Messenger RNA from Oncorhynchus keta (chum salmon), 6541 nucleotides. RefSeq names its product xylosyl- and glucuronyltransferase LARGE2s. Gene Ontology annotation, biological process: protein O-linked glycosylation via mannose. The record is from RefSeq and is a predicted model, not a curated record. Gene Ontology annotation, molecular function: glucuronosyltransferase activity; xylosyltransferase activity. Bases 756 to 3011 code for a protein of 751 amino acids. Lineage: Eukaryota; Metazoa; Chordata; Actinopteri; Salmoniformes; Salmonidae. The transcript is spliced from 15 exons.
UGCAGGGUGCUCAGUCGAGAGCGGAGUGUGUGAGUGUGCACACAACAGAGAGAGCAGACGAUAGAAAGAGGGAGCUGUUCUACUCUGGUUUUUAUUCAGCUUAUCCGUUUGUCUCCUCCUGACACCCAGGACUCCUCUGGCUCUAUCUAACCCAGCAGGGUGCUUUCUGUUGGUGUAACAUUAGACCAGUUCAGCCUCCCUCCUUUUGGGAACUCUGGAGCUCCCUCUCUCACCGUCUGUGUUUGCUCUCCAUCGACUGGCUGAUUUUUCUUAAUUUGGAGUGUGUGAGAGUGUGUUUUACUCGGCAGGAUUAGGCAGUCAGUAUGCACUCUGGUACAAGCUGGUACGGUGGAGGGCGUUUCACUCGUAAGUGUGCGUCGUUGCCUCUCGCUCUGUGAGCCGCACUUGAGUCUCAUACACUCGUCGGAUCUAACGGAACGAGCACCCACUCUUCCCAAGGAUUUGGGAUAUUUGUAUAAAGGUUUAGCCUUCCCUGAAUUGUGGAUACAGAGAGGGCUCCACCUUACAACUUCCCUGAGGAGUAACAUCGUCUGAGCAGGUUGAGAGAGGGAGGAGCUCCCUCUUGUAUUUCCAGGCUGACCCGUGAGGUCUCUUGGUAUUGAGGAGUUGCUUUUCCCAUUAAACGGAAUUUCAGAGAGCGAACCUGAUGAGAGGAUGCAGCAGGAAGCAGAUGUGAGACUGAGCCCGACCUGAGCCCUCAUCCCCCGCCCCCGCCCCCACCCGGCCGUCCCAUCAUGCACAUGCCGUUUCGAGGUCGUCUGAAGCUGCUGGUGGCAUCUCUGACCGCCGUCAUCCUGCUCACCUGGCUCUACCUGCUGGCUGGGAACCUGGAGAAUGGGCGUUCUCUCCUCCUGUCCCCCUGUUUGUCAGAGACCCCCGAGGCACGGGUUCUAGAGCGGGCGGUUCUAGAGUCGCGGGUGCGCGAGAUAGAGGAGGAGAACCGGCAGAUCCGCCUGCAGCUCAGCCAAUUGCAGGGCACGGCCGGCCAGCCCGCCGACGGUGGUAACUAUGGCAACGCGGCGUGGGGGGCGUCAGCUGACACUGGGCCCGAGGAUGUGGAGAACACGGCGGAGGAGAGAGCCAAUCACACAGAGUGUCCCCGUUCGCCCACCGUACUGAAGUGUGAGCUGAUCCAUGUAGCGUGCGUGUGUGCCGGUCACAACGCCAGCAGAGAUGUGGUCACCCUGGUCAAGUCCAUCCUGUUCCACAGGAAAAACCCUCUCCAUUUCCACUUCAUCACAGACGCAGUAGCCAAUCAGAUCCUGAGUUCUCUGUUCCAGUCCUGGAUGGUUCCGUCUGUCCAAGUUAGCUUCUACGACGCAGAUGAACUCAAGUCUGAGGUGUCAUGGAUACCUAACAAGCACUACUCAGGUAUCUACGGCUUGAUGAAGCUGACCCUAACCAAAGCGCUGCCCUCUGACCUCACAAAGGUCAUAGUCCUGGAUACGGACAUCACCUUCGCCACCGACAUCGCUGAGCUCUGGGCCAUCUUCAGGAAGUUCACUGACAAGCAGGUGAUAGGUCUGGUGGAGAACCAGAGUGACUGGUACCUGGGGAACCUGUGGAAGAACCACAAACCCUGGCCCGCCCUGGGACGAGGCUUCAACACUGGGGUCAUCCUGCUCUACCUGGAGAGGCUGCGACGGAUUGGCUGGGAGCAGAUGUGGAGGCUGACCGCCGAGAGAGAGCUAAUGAGCAUGCUCAGUACCUCGCUGGCUGACCAGGACAUCUUUAACGCGUUCAUUAAGCAGAACCCAGUCCUAGUGCAUCAGCUGCCCUGCUUCUGGAACGUUCAGCUGUCUGACCACACACGCUCCGAACAGUGCUACACAGAGGUGUCUGACCUCAAGGUGAUCCACUGGAACUCUCCUAAGAAACUUCGUGUGAAGAACAAGCAUGUGGAGUUCUUCAGGAACCUCUACCUAACCUUCCUAGAGUACGAUGGGAACCUACUGAGACGAGAGCUGUUUGGCUGCCCCAGCCAUGCCACCUCAGAGAGUGUACAAUUACAAGGAGCUCUGGAGGAGCUGGAUGAAGACGACCAGUGUUAUGACUUCCGGCGGGAGCGAAUCACAGUGCACCGCGUGCACCUCUACUUUCUGCAGUACGAGUACACGCCCACCGGGGACGACACGGACGUCACGCUGGUCGCACAGCUCUCCAUGGACAGGUUACAGAUGCUGGAGGCCAUAUGUAAGCACUGGGAAGGCCCUAUCAGCCUGGCCUUGUACAUGUCAGACGCCGAGGCCCAACAGUUCCUGCGUUACGCCCAGGCCUCCGAGGUGCUGAAGAACCGUAAGAACGUGGGAUACCAUAUCGUUUACAAGGAGGGACAGUUCUACCCUGUCAACCUGGUGAGAAAUGUGGCCCUGAGGAACGCCAACACACCCUAUGUGUUCCUGGCAGACGUGGACUUCCUGCCCAUGUACGGCCUCUAUGAUUACCUCAGAAAGUCAGUGGUCCAGUUAGACAUGGCCAACACUAAGAAGGCUCUGGUGGUACCGGCCUUUGAGACACUGCGCUACCGCCUCUCCUUUCCCAAAUCCAAAGCCGAGCUACUCUCCAUGCUGGACAUGGGGACCCUCUACACCUUCAGGUAUCACGUUUGGACCAAGGGCCAUGCUCCUACUAACUACGCCAAGUGGCGGACAGCCACCACACCCUAUAAGGUGGAGUGGGAGGCAGAUUUUGAGCCCUAUGUGGUGGUGAAGCGGGACUGCCCUGAGUAUGACCAGCGCUUUGUGGGCUUUGGCUGGAACAAGGUCUCCCAUAUCAUGGAGCUGGAUGCACAGGAGUACGACCUGAUGGUUCUGCCCAAUGCGUUCAUGAUCCACAUGCCACACGCACCCAGCUUCGACAUCUCCAAGUUUCGCUCCAGCCCGGGCUACCGCUACUGCCUGCAGACCCUGAAAGAAGAGUUCCACCAAGACCUGUCCCGGAAGUACGGCGCAGCCGCCCUCAAGUACCUCACUGCUCAGAGGAACAUCUAAACCAGGACUCCCAAGGGCCACUGGGCUCCAUAUCUAGGGCCCCAACGGCCCCACUGGCCCCCAUGCUGCUCCCUGGCAAGUCUGAAGGGGUUUGGGAAUAUUGGCAACUAUCCUCCAAUAUCUCAACUAAUCUUGGAUAUCAAGAUGGAGCUUUAAAGUCUUGUAGAAAUUUCUGGAGAUGUGUUAAACUUUCUGGGGUGGUUUGGGCUGGGAUGACCCACCCAACUAUGCUAGAAUGGAUUAUGGCCCAAACUGGAAUAAAAAAAAUGAACCAAACAGAACAGACAUGACAGUUGUCGCAAGAUGUUGGGCUCACUGGGAAGACGUUCCUCUGAGAGGGAUGAGUGGUUGACUGCUUUAAGCCAGGGAGGAAGUGACGAUUAUCAUGAUUUGUUCUGACAAUCAGGGCCUUUUCUGAGGAAAAUACAUUUCAAAUCAAUACGACCACAUGGGAUAUCUGUACCUGGAACUCAAGGACAGGACAUUUGGGAAACACAGAACUUAAAGAAGGGGAAGUUGCAUCUUCCCUGGUUUCUUCAAGGGGACGAAUCGGAAUCACGUUCGGAAGUGACCAAACGAACUGGAUAAACGUUUAAGCCUUAUAAUUUUCCAUUAUAUUUAAUAAGAUAUUUCAUGAUAUCAGUAUUUUUCUCAAAUGUAAAUGAUUAGCAAUUAAUAACAAACAAAUAUGGCAUAUAUAUGUUUUGAUUAUGAUAUUGCAUUAUAAUUCAAUUCUAUUUCCUUUCUCUAUUUUUGGGCCCCCCUGAAAGGAAAGAGUAUGUCCUUGUUUGAAAGCCUCUGAAGGAUUGAGCGGGGAGAAUAGCCAGGCAUCAUGGUUAAACUGGACAUUGUGUAUGUGUGUGCACUCACUGACUAAAUGAGCUGCUCACUAAGUCACCAUGCUAUGCCAUACUACAUUCUUACCACUCAAUGUCAUAUACUUUUCUCUUUCCUCUACAUCAUACUAAUAUCAUCAUGCAUCUAAAUAAUAUAUACAUACAGUAUCAGUCAAAAGUUUGGCCACACAUACUCAUUCAAGGGUUUUUCUUUAUUUUGACUAUAUUCUACAUAGUAGAAGAAUAGUGAAGACGUUAAAACUAUGAACCAGCACAUAUGGAAACAUGUAGUAACCAAAAACCAAAAAAAUGUGUUAAACAAAUCAAAAUAUAUUUGAUAUUUCAGAUUCUUCAAAGUAGCCACCCUUUGCCUUGAUGACAGCUUUGCACACUCUUGGCAUUCUCUCAACCAGCUUCAUGAGGUAGUCACCUGGAAUGCAUGGAGGAUGGGGAAUAAUUUAGGUGUACCUAAUUUGUGGAAUUCAUUUUCUUCUUAAUGCGUUUGAGCCAAUCAGUUGUGACAAGGUUGGGGUGGUAUACAGAAGGUAGCCCUAUUUGGUAAAAUAAAAAGUCCAUAUUAUGGAAAGAACAGCUUAAAUAAGCAAAGAGAAACAACAGUCCACCAUUACUUUAAGAUAUGAAGAUCAGUCAAUCGGGAAUAUGUCAAGAGAUUUGAAAGUUUCUUCAAGUGCAGUCACAACAAACAUCAAGCGCUAUGAUGAAACGGCACUCAUGAAGACCGCCACAGGAAAGGAAGACUCAGAGUUACCUCUGCUGCAGAGGAUAGGUUCAUUAGAGUUAACAGCCUCAGAAAUUGCAGCACAAAUAAAUGCUUCACAGAGUUCAAGUAAUAAGAUACAUCUCAACAUCAACUGUUCAAAGGAGACUGUGAAUCAGGCCUUCAUGGUUGAAUUUCUGCAAAGAAACCAUUACCAAAGGACACCAAUUAGAACAUGAGACUAGCUUAGACCAAAAAACACGAGCAAAGGACAUUAGACGGGUGGAAAUCUGUCCUUUGUUUUUUCAACGCUGUGUCUUUGAGAAACAGAGUAGGUGAAUGGAUGAUCUCUGCAUAUGUGGUUCCCAUCAUGAAGCAUGGAGGAGGAGGUGUGAGGGUGCUUUGCUGGUGACACUGUCGGUGAUUUAUUUAGAAUUCAAGGCACAUUUAACCAGCGUGGCUACCACAGCAUUUUAUAGUGAUACGCCAUCCCAUCUGGUUUGCGCUUUCAUUUGUUUUGCAAUAGGACAAUGACCCAACACACCUCCAGGCUAUGUAAGGGCUAUUUGACCAAGAAGAAGAGUGACUGCAGAGUGAAAGAAAAGCAGCCAACAAGUGCUCAGCAUAUGUGGGAACUCCUUCAAGACUUUUGGAAAAGCAUUCCAUGUGAAGCUGGUUGAGAGAAUGCCAAGUGUGCAAAGCUGUCAUCAAGCCGAAGGGUGCCAACUUUGAAGAAUCUAAAAUCUAUUUUGAUUUGCUUUUAACAAAUGAUAUGCUUUUUUUGUUGUUUACUUCAUCAUCUCGUGUGUGUUAUUUCAUCGUUUUGAUGUCUUCACUAUCAUUCUACAAUGUAGAAAAUAGUCAAAUAAAGAAAAACCCUUGAAUGAGUAGGUGUGUCCAAUCUUUUGACUGGUACCGCAUAGGUGUUAAUAUUAAGAUUCUUGUUUUUCCUUCUGCAUAUAUUUAUCCCCUCUAAGCCAAAUAUGCACCCAACUUCAGUCAAAAAUACAAGUCACCACUGAUUGGGACCAUCGCAAACAGACCCCAAAAAAAUCUAAAUAGCAACAACAAAAAAGCAUCUCGCCAGAAAUGCAAUGGCUGAAAAUAAACAGCCUGUUGUUGAAUUGUUAACAAUCACUACAGAAAUGCCAUGAGCGAUUGGAGCAUUACCAGUGCCAUGUCGAGAUGAGUAAUACACUGUAUGCUAUGUGCCAUCUACUGUAACAAACCUUGUCAUCUACCAAACAAGCCGUUCUCCUUUUACGAUGAACCUUUCGCCUUUUCUUUAAAACUUCAUUCCUUUUUCUAUUGACCCAUUCCUUGUUUUCUUUUUCGUAUACCACCAGGAAACCCACUUCUGUUCUCACAAACCAUCUCUUCUUUCUCUAAUCCGAACCCCUUCCUAAAUCUCUAUAUGCUACUACUACUGUUUUGAACUCUAUAGUACACAUAAUCCAUGGGACAACCGGGCAGUAACAAAUCAACCUUUCAACCCCAAUGAACCUACCACUCCAAAUGCCAAAUAUUAGGUAUACGCCUAAAGUCACGAGAAACGGCACAAGUGUUCAAGUCUAUUUGCUACUGUAAUGACUUUGUAAUGACUGAAUGGUUACAUAUAAUGCCACUAUGGGGUCGGCACAUACAACACAACUACGGGAUGGGCACAUACCCUGCAUCGUUACUAUGGGUUAGGUAUAUACACAGCUGCCAUUGAAUUGGCUACCAAGGAAUGGAUCAAGACACCACCUCUCCCUGCCACCUUCCAUGCCUCCCACAACCCCUGUCGACUGUUCUGAGUGCAGUAAAUGCUAGUGCCUUUGCUGUAUUGUGUAACUGGAUAUUGAUUGUACUGCUGUACGUUACCAAUGGGGCCUGAGGAUAGUCAGGCACUCUAUUUAUUAUUGUCGACUCAAAUCAAUCAUAUUUUUCUAUGUCGGGGACAAAGUGCUUUAAAUAAAUAUGCCCUUUUUCAACCA